CGGCGCUCGGUCUCCCGUCAUCUCGGAAGCGAAGAAGAAGAAUAAGAAGGAAGGUGGGGGGAGUGUGUUGCCAGUGACGUAAUCUUUUCCUCCCAACCUCCAUCUUUCAGUGCCGCAUGCCUCUGUGGAUCUCUAAACAGGACAGAACAUGAAUCAGGAAAAACUGGCAAAACUCCAAGCCCAGGUUCGGAUAGGAGGAAAGGGCUCUGCGCGCAGGAAGAAGAAGGUGGUUCACAGAACUGCCACAGCUGAUGACAAGAAGCUUCAGAGCUCAUUAAAGAAGUUGGCUGUGAACAAUAUUGCUGGAAUAGAGGAGGUGAAUAUGAUUAAAGACGAUGGGACUGUGAUCCAUUUCAACAACCCCAAAGUUCAGGCCUCUCUGUCAGCCAACACCUUCGCCAUCACAGGCCACGCUGAGACCAAGCAGCUGACAGAGAUGCUUCCUGGAAUCCUCAGUCAGCUCGGAGCAGACAGCCUCAGCAGCCUCCGCAAACUGGCUGAGCAGUUUCCACGACAAGCUCUCGACAGCAAGGCACCGAAGGCAGAGGACAUUGAGGAGGAGGACGAUGAUGUUCCAGAUCUGGUGGAGAACUUUGAUGAAGCUUCCAAGAACGAGGCCGACUGAUGCACGUGGACCCUGCGCACACGUGGACUGCGGUGACUUGAGCAACCUACGGUGUUUUUAAGUCCACUUAUCCAGACAUAUCAGACACUCCCCUCCAACAAACAGACUUUUCUAUUUUACGAUGGCUGGUUGACGCUGGCCUGUGCACAUACACAUGUAAAGGAAAGAGUCCUUCUUCUGAUUAACAGUUAAACCCCUUCAUCACAUUGUCACGUCAGGAUCACAGUGGUUGUUAGAGCUGAAGUCUUAAGACUUGUUUUGUUUGUGAAACGAAAUAAAGGUGAUUAACAUUU
This is a messenger RNA of Betta splendens (Siamese fighting fish), 918 nucleotides long. It is a transcript of the gene btf3l4, whose product is annotated as basic transcription factor 3-like 4. The record is from RefSeq and is a predicted model, not a curated record. The coding region runs from base 149 to 625 and encodes 158 amino acids. NCBI's taxonomy places the organism in Eukaryota, Metazoa, Chordata, Actinopteri, Anabantiformes, Osphronemidae. The transcript is spliced from 6 exons.